AGAUGGAAGUGAUCUCAAUUUGCUCCAAAUAAGCCUUUGAGGGGGUUUCAGACAAAUCAAUAUUUAAGAUAAUUUUCUCUUGUCUUGUUUAGACGUUGUCAUCUCCUUUAGCUUAGUGGCUCAUCUGCUUUUGUUUUUUUCUCUUAUAUAAUAAGACAACCUCUGCAUUCAGCAACCCUCACACUUACACAAAUAUCUCCGGCGACGGUGACGGCGGAGACAGCAAACGCAGAGAGAGAGAGGAGCCAUGGAGCAAAAGAGUUUCUUUCGCUUUCUUCUUCUCUUCGUCACGGCGGCUUUUGUGUUCGUCUUCACGACUACAAACUUCUCCCACGAGCCGCCGUCAACGGCGGCUCUUUUUGACUGCUCGGACGCGUCCUCCUCCUCGCCGAUUUGCGCAUCAAGAAACUUCCUUUUCAAGAAACAACAACAUCGACCCAAUACAAAGAACGGCCCUACAACAAACCCCACGCGCCGCCGUGACCACGUCUCUGAUGUCCCCAGGCACCCACUCGACCCGCUCACCGUCGGAGAGAUAAACAGAGUCAAGUCUCUCCUCUCCACCCACGCGCUUUUCUCCUCACGUGCACCGCACGCGCUCCACUCGGUCGUGCUGGAGGAGCCCGACAAGAACCUCGUCAAGAAGUGGGAGAAGGGGGACCCACUCCCGCCGAGGAAGGCCUCCGUCAUCGCACGUGUGGGCGUUGAUUAUCACGUGUUGAUCGUUGACCUAUCAUCGGGUCGGGUCGAGGAGGUGGAGGGUCCGGGUCGCGGGUCGGGUUUCCCGACCAUGACCCUGGAGGAGAUGAACGACGCCACAUGGGCUCCCUUCUCCAGCGCGGAUUUCAACCGUACGAUCGUCUCUCGCGGCGUGGAUCUGUCGGACGUGGCUUGCCUGCCUUUAUCCAGUGGCUGGUUCGGUAAAAGCGAGGAAAACCGGAGGGUGAUGAAGGUACAGUGCUACUCGUCCCAAGGUACGGCCAAUUUCUACAUGAGACCCAUAGAAGGUUUGACCGUUCUUCUCGAUUUAGACACAAUGGAAGUGAUCGAGAUCUCGGACACGGGUCGGGUCAUACCCGUACCCGGAUCAACCAACACGGAUUACCGUUACGCAAGAGCCUCGAAUCCGGAAGAAACCCGGCUUCUAAACCCGAUAUCGAUAGAGCAGCCGCGUGGACCGAGCUUCGUGAUCGAGGAUGGCCAUCUCGUGAGAUGGGCAAACUGGGAAUUUCACCUAAAACCCGACCCGAGAGCCGGGGUGGUCAUAUCCAGGGCCAGGGUUCGUGAUCCAGAGACAAGGGAGCUACGUGAAGUGAUGUACAAAGGGUUCGUGUCGGAAUUGUUUGUGCCGUACAUGGACCCGACCGAUGCGUGGUACUUCAAGACGUACAUGGACGCGGGAGAGUAUGGGUUCGGGCUACAGGCCAUGCCGCUCGUGCCGCUGAAUGACUGUCCGAGGAACGCGGAGUACAUGGACGGAGUUUUCACGGCGGCGGACGGGACGCCUUACGUGAGGGAGAAUAUGGUCUGCGUUUUCGAGAGCUACGCCGGCGAUAUUGCUUGGCGCCACUCCGAGAGCCCCAUCACUGGCUUGCCGAUUAGAGAGGUGAGACCAAAGGUGACGUUAGUGGUAAGAAUGGCGGCGUCGGUGGCCAAUUAUGAUUACAUAAUUGAUUGGGAGUUCCAAACAGAUGGGCUUAUCAGAGCUAAGGUAGGGCUUAGUGGGAUCCUGAUGGUGAAAGGGACAGCGUACGAGAACAAGAACCAAGUGAAAGAACAAGAAGAGCUCCACGGCACGCUUCUGUCGGAAAAUGUCAUCGGAGUCAUCCACGACCACUUCGUCACCUUUCACCUCGACUUGGACGUGGACGGCUCCAACAACUCCUUUGUCAAGGUGAACCUCAAGAAAGAGGAGACAUCGCCUGGAGAAUCUCCGAGAAAGAGCUACUUGAAGGCAGUGAGGAAUGUGGCAAAGACGGAGAAAGACGGCCAGAUCAAGCUCAAACUGUACGACCCGUCGGAGUUUCACGUCAUAAACGCAGGGAAAACCACACGGGUCGGGAACCCGACAGGGUACAAGGUUGUCCCGAGUGGCACGGCAGCUAGUCUGCUUGACCAUGACGAUCCGCCACAGAAGAGAGGAGGCUUCACCAAUAACCAGAUUUGGGUCACUCCGUACAAUAAGUCCGAGCAAUGGGCUGGCGGUUUGUUCACUUACCAAAGCAAGGGUGAAGACACUCUCGCAGUUUGGUCCGACAGGGAUAGAGAUAUAGAGAACAAGGACAUAGUGGUGUGGUACACGCUAGGCUUCCAUCACAUACCAUGCCAAGAAGAUUUCCCCAUAAUGCCCACUGUUUCCUCGAGUUUCGAUUUGAAACCCGUGAAUUUCUUUGAGCGCAAUCCGAUCCUUCGUGUCGCUCCCAACUUCGAGCAGGACCUCCCUGUCUGUAGAUCUGAUGCUAUCCCUGGUUGAGAAAAGAUGGAGGAUGCAGAAACGAACGUAUCAUCCUAACAAAACAUGUGUCUCUCUAGUUCGUUGUCGUAAAAAACAUGGCAUUUACGUAAUUCGAAUCAGGAAAGCAAAAUAAGAGAAAGGGUGGUUGUACAUUUCAUAAACUAUGAUAUAUGAAUAGCUUCUAUCCAAGUAGUGGUUAUCUUAUACAUAUAUAUGAUCACUUCAUAACCUGUUACUACUUAGAAACAAGGGUAACAUUUUCAAAUCA
Molecule: messenger RNA, 2723 nt
Organism: Tarenaya hassleriana
Lineage: Eukaryota; Viridiplantae; Streptophyta; Magnoliopsida; Brassicales; Cleomaceae
Product: primary amine oxidase-like
Exons: 6
Coding region: 248-2473 (741 amino acids)
Biological process (GO): amine metabolic process
Molecular function (GO): primary methylamine oxidase activity; copper ion binding; quinone binding
Source: RefSeq, a predicted model, not a curated record